ACUAACAUGGUCGUAUGCACCUUUGCUCAAAUACGACUACCUAUAGCGUAUCAUAAAAUAGCGCCCCUACCGGCAGCGGGAGAUGUGCCACAGCCUCUUCGCCUUGAUGCAUUGUGGGUCUCUACCAUAAACGAGGAUUACAGGUAUGUUAUCAGUGAACCUUGAUAAUCUAAUAAUUUGAUAACAAAAUAAUAAUGCUAGGGCGUUUUGUGUUGUUUCAUCUUUGUUUGUGGUGAUGUAGUUGUUCAGGUACGUUAUGCUACUUGGGAAUAAAGUAAAAGGACAUUACGAAAUAUCACAAAUAAAUAAAUAAAUGCAAAAGUUAAACAUUACGAACAUAAGUGACAUUGAACUUUGCUUUUAUUAAAAUACGUCGUCACAAUAAAUAUUCGAAAAAGAUCGAUUUUUGUCAUUGGACAAAUAUUAAGAACGUUAGGCCUAUAACGUUAUAAUUCUGUCGUCUGUUCAGUAUUCGUCGCGUUUCAAAUCAACAAGGUAUGUUUCCCAUAAUUUUAACAUUUUUUAGGGUUAGAUCAUUUAGUAAAGUUAGUAUCUUGCGAUAUUGAUUCGAAAUUGGAAACGUUGUGGUUAAGGGACUAUGUAAAAGUGCACACAUUUUGAAAACGUGCAUGGUGCCACACAUAUUUCGCUUAUCUGACUCGAUCAUGCAAAUACAUUGUUUUUUCCUUUCUGAUUCAUUUAUACAGGUGCAAAUCUAGGAACAGAACAAAUAACGCUAGAAGACAGACACCACAGGUAGAUCUAGUCAGUAUUAGGGGGCAUAACAACAAACUCUUGACAAUAUUUUCGAAGACGGUGACUUGUCAACAUACUAGAUGCCUACUCUAAAGGAUUGCUACACAUGCAGGGAAAAGAUUGGAGUAGCCAGCAAAACAUGUCCAUACUGUAGGGCCAAACAGCCAUAUAAGCAAAUGCUUGAGAAAAAAAAGAAACAGCUUUCCCAGGAAUGGAUAGACAGACAAAAAAAAAACUGCAGUGUGAACAAAAUUUAUGAUUCAACAAAUCUUCUGCUCCACAAGUGGGAACUUUUAGAGAGGUACCCAGUCCUUCUCCUUGCCAGGAGAACCUCAAAUGGUUUCUCUGCUGAAUGCUUCUGCCCAUGGAAGAAUGAGACCGAAGACACUCAGGACGCUUUUCUUACUAUAAAGAGAUUAUACGAAAGUCUUCUUAAUGUGGCUAUUGCAGAUAAAGAAGUAAACGGCAUGGGAGAAAGUUCUGUCACAAAUGGCACAGAGACUCCACCAGCAAACUCCACACCUCUGUCCACCUGUAAUGUGGCUAUUGCAGAUAAAGAAGUAUCCGGCAUGGGAGAAAGUUCUGUCACAAUCACAAAUGGCACAGAGACUCCACCAACAGACUCCACACCUCUGUCCACCUGUAAUGUGGCAAACGCAGAUAAAGCAGCAAGCAGCAUGGUAGAGAGUUCUGCAACAAACAGCACACAGACUCCACCAGCAGACUCCACAGCAGACUCUGAUUCAGAGCUUACGCAUGAGCCUGUCACUUUUUUCCUUCCUCCUGAAUCUUCCUUUUUGGCUUCUCCUGAUUCCUUUACCACCCCCUCUCCUAUGCAGGGGCGAAAAUCUCAUCUAAAUGUUGGGGGGGACAAUAAACAUAAAAUUUUUCAAGAACAAUUUUUGAAGGGGACACCAAUAAUACAGGCAAAAUUGUACUUGCAAGGAAAUGGGUACAGAUAGAAAACGUUUCUCUUUCUCUAUGAACGGACGCAAAUUUAAUUU
Messenger RNA from Paramisgurnus dabryanus, 1760 nucleotides. RefSeq lists its product as uncharacterized. NCBI's taxonomy places the organism in Eukaryota, Metazoa, Chordata, Actinopteri, Cypriniformes, Cobitidae. The record is from RefSeq and is a predicted model, not a curated record.